UAUUGCGGGGAAAUAGAAAGAAGAAAAGUCAUAAUAAGGCAUAGGAAUCAGGUAUGGCAGCGCGUGGCGACCAAUUAGAUGCGCCGGCUCCAGAGGAAGCCAUGGUUGCCGAACCUAAACCAAUUUCCAACAUCGUCAUCGUCAUUGCUAUGCAGACGGAAGCGCUUCCCGUUGUCAAUAAGUUUCAGCUCACCGAAGACCCUCACUCUCCGUUUCCGCAAGGGGUUCCAUGGGUUCGUUAUCACGGGACAUACAAAGAUCUCAAUAUAAACUUGAUUUGGCCUGGAAAAGAUCCAGCUUUGGGGGUUGAUAGUGUGGGCACGCUAUCAUCUGCUCUUGUAACAUAUGCUGCUAUUCAAGCAUUGCAGCCAGACUUGAUCAUAAAUGCAGGCACUGCUGGUGGCUUCAAGGCCAAAGGAGCUAGUGUUGGUGAUAUUUUCAUUGUAUCAGAUUGUGCUUUUCACGACAGAAGAAUACCCAUACCUGUUUUUGAUAUGUAUGGAGUUGGUUUACGUAAAGCCUUUGAAACCCCCAACCUUGCAAAGGAACUUAAUCUAAAGGUAGCUAAAUUGUCUACUGGUGACUCUUUAGACAUGACAGAGCAAGAUGAAUCAUCAAUCAUUGCAAAUGAUGCCACAGUUAAAGAUAUGGAGGGAGCAGCUGUUGCUUAUGUUGCUGACCUUCUGAAAGUUCCUGCAAUUUUUAUAAAAGCUGUGACUGAUAUAGUUGAUGGUGACAAACCAACUGCAGAAGAAUUCCUGCAGAAUUUGGCAGCUGUAACUGCUGCACUUGAUCUGGCUGUUGAACAAGUUAUUAAUUUUAUUAACGGAAAGCACGUAUCUGAACUUUGAUAGCCCAUUUCGUAUUUUUGUUUUAUGAAAAUGUUGUACGGUGGACUCCAAUUGUGCACUGCCAUAAUUGAUCGGGAAUUUGUGAGGUUUAAGCAAAUAUAGAAACUUGUAAACUGAGAAGGAUAUUGCAGCCCUCACUUACCCUAUUAUAUCCCGUGCUGGCCUUGCAGACUGUACAAGUUAACUGGCCAAGAUUGUGGCAUUCAUUGUAAACAUGUACUAUGACAUCCUCCAGUGAACUGCAUAAAGCAAUAUGGUUAAUUACUGUCUAAGGUUUUCUUCAUGAUAAUGAAAUGAUGUUGAGU
Messenger RNA from Gastrolobium bilobum, 1156 nucleotides. RefSeq names its product 5'-methylthioadenosine nucleosidase. The transcript has 8 exons. Gene Ontology annotation, biological process: nucleoside metabolic process. The coding region runs from base 54 to 851 and encodes 265 amino acids. Gene Ontology annotation, molecular function: methylthioadenosine nucleosidase activity. The record is from RefSeq and is a predicted model, not a curated record. Lineage: Eukaryota; Viridiplantae; Streptophyta; Magnoliopsida; Fabales; Fabaceae.